This is a messenger RNA of Hordeum vulgare subsp. vulgare (domesticated barley), 884 nucleotides long. RefSeq lists its product as uncharacterized. The record is from RefSeq and is a predicted model, not a curated record. The transcript has a single exon. NCBI's taxonomy places the organism in Eukaryota, Viridiplantae, Streptophyta, Magnoliopsida, Poales, Poaceae. Gene Ontology annotation, cellular component: chloroplast outer membrane. Bases 140 to 523 code for a protein of 127 amino acids.
AGCAAGACAAAGCUUUCCGCGGACGCGCACAAAACCCCCAAACCUCAGGCGCCCCACCCCCACCCACACGCAUCACACACCACCCAUCCAACCCAUCCCCAUCGCAACCCACGCGCCCCGGACCCGAGCAGGAGCAGCCAUGGCCAAAGGAGCAGCCGGAGGAGGCGCCGUGAAGACGGCCCUGGUCGUCACCGGCGGCCUCGUCCUCGCCUGGCUCACCGUCGAGUCCGCCUUCAAGCCCUUCCUCGACCGCCUCCGCGCCUCCGUCUCCCGCUCCACCGACCCCGCCCGCGACCCCGACGAGGACACCGCCGCCCCCGCCCCCGCCCCCGAGGAGGACAAGUCGCCUGCCGUCGCCGCCGCUGUCGCCUCCGCCGUCGCCGAGGAGAAGGAGCCCACCGUCGCCGCGGCCGACCCGUCCGCGCCCCCGCUCCCGGCCGAGGCGGUGGAGAGCGAGGAGAAGGGAGCGGCCAUGGAGGCCGAACUGGGAGAGAAGGGGGAGGCUGCCUCCAAGGCCGAGUGAAGACGGCGGUGCUCGUCUCGCCUCGUUCCGCUUCUGAAUAGUAUGCUGUGAACCUAAUCUGCGCGUUUGGAGGUUGUGAUGGAUGAUGCAAUGUUUUGAACUCUGUUAUCGGUAUCUGCAUCUUCAGGGCUCGUCUGAAGGUUAAGGCUUAUCCUGGAUUAGUUUCUGACAUUUACAUUCAGUUCGUGCUGUCAUGCUAUACGUCUGUGUGGAUGGUUUCAUUUCCCAUGGAAACUGCUUGCUUAUCCUGUGGAUAGGAAACUUAUUGUCACAUAGGUUGUUCUAGCUCUUGAAGCUGCAUGUGGUCCAGUCAUUUUAAUCAGUUUCCAGGCUAAUGGUGAUAUGCUGCAUCAUUCAGUUA